GAGCUAGCUGAGGACAGGGGGAGGGGCUUCGGGUAUAGCUAGGCACAGCAGCGACAGGUACAGCACGGCAGCUCUGCCUGCCCCUGCAUAUGGCUGACACGCACGGGGCGCUGUGCGGCUCAAGGAAUAUUUUGUCUGAGGAAGAUGAAGUAAAGUAGAACUGAUGCAGAAGUCCGGCUGGAACGUCCUGUCCUACUGCUGACGAGUGGCGCAGCUCCAUGGAUAGGAUGUGGAUCUGCUGACAUGAUUCAGACUCAGAAAUUCCGUGGAAGACACCAUGGAGAGUGACCUGGAAAAUAUGCUGUCAACUGACUCUGCAGGAAUACCACAGCACCCUCGAGGGAGACCGGCGACCUGCAGAACACAGCUACACCUGUUCUACUGCGUAGCAUGCCUGAGCAUUCUCUUCUCCAUCACAGAUGCCAUCCAAAGCAGCUCUGUAUGUCAGAAAGGUAGCAUUGUGUUUGGGUUUGGGCUGAGGACUAAGAAUGAUACCCGCUACUUGACAGUCACUGCCGACCCCCAGUCUGUUUACUCCUGCCACGAUUUGUGCUGUCGGAGCCCCUCCUGCAGUGUAUUCUGGGUGUUGGAGGGCACGUGUAUCCUUGCUGACUGUAGGACUCCACAAACUUGUGUAUUUACUAAGAGGCGCUCUAGAGACUCUCUGUUGGUCCAUUUAUUUAGAGACAGCACAUCAUGGACUUCGCUGUAUCGGCACAUUUCAGAUACUUUAUCAUGGAAAGAGGGACGUGUUGAAGGAUAUCACAGGGAACGGCGGAAUACGGGGGCACCUGCUAGGCAUAAAAGACAAGUAGCUGAUGGAAAAGGUGAAAAACGUCCAGAAAAAGUGCCGUCAGGACAAGAACCACUAUCGAGCAAGAACCACCAAGAUGACUCGAAAAGCUUAGGAGCAAACCAAAUAACGGGGCCAAAUCCUCCAUCUUUGAUGCCCACUGUUCUACCAUCUGAAAGCUCAGUCACUGGAAAACCAUUAGACAGCAUUAAUGCCACAGAAUUGCUGCCAUUUGAUGGCUCACCAGCCGCGAGCAGAGAAAAUCCAAGUAUGUUCACACUGGCACCAGCCUUAGUGCCAGGCAACACAAGCACACAUCCGACCCCUGUGCCCGCUAGCUCCGGAGCACCAGUCACCAAUAAACUUGUGGUAUCUGCUGGAGAUAGCGUUGAGGUUACCUUACCGAAAAAUGCUGUUCAGCUGAAUGCUUUUGUCCUCCCUGAACCUCCUGCAGGAAAAGUAUACACAUACGACUGGAGGUUGAUCACUCAUCCUACAGAUUAUAGUGGAGAGAUGGAGGGUAAACAUUCUCAGUCUCUCAAGUUAUCAAAGCUCACAGCAGGUCUGUACGACUUCAAAGUCAUUGUGGAUGGGGAGAACGCACACGGAGAAGGGUUUGUUAAUGUCACAGUUAAACCAGAACCACGAGUGAACCAACCUCCAGUAGCUAUUGUGUCCCCUCGUUAUCAGGAAAUCUCAUUGCCUACUACCUCCACUGUGAUUGACGGCAGUCAGAGCACUGAUGAUGAGAAAAUAGUUAUCUACCACUGGGAAGAGCUGAAAGGACCGCUAAGAGAGGAGAAAAUCACAGCAGACACUGCCAUCUUAAAACUAACAAAUCUUGUACCUGGAAAUUAUACGUUCAGGUUGACUGUCGAAGACUCUGAUGGUGCAAAAAAUUCUACAACUGCCAACUUGACAGUAAACAAAGCUGUUGAUUAUCCCCCUGUGGCAAAUGCAGGAGCUAAUCAAGUUAUUACACUGCCCAAAAACUCCAUUGUCCUGUAUGGGAACCUGAGUACAGAUGAUCAUGGUAUUGUCAGCUAUGAGUGGUCAUUAAGUCCCAACAGCAAAGGAAAAGUUAUGGAGAUGCAGGGUGUCCGAACAUCGACUCUCCAGUUGUCUGUACUGCAAGAAGGUGACUACACAUUUCAGCUCACUGUGACGGACUCUGCAGGACAGCAGUCUACAAGUGAGGUGACCGUAAUUGUUCAGCCUGAAAACAACAAGGCUCCUCAAGCUGAUGCUGGCCCAGACAAAGAGCUCACCCAACCUGUAGACAGUACAACUCUGGAUGGCAGCCGAAGUACAGAUGACCAGAAGAUUGUUUCCUAUCUUUGGGUGAAAACUCAGGGGCUGGAAGGUGUGAAAAUCGAAAAUUCCAACAGCAGCAUUGCCACAGUUACUGGCCUGCAGGUUGGAAAGUAUGAGUUUACACUGACUGUUACAGAUGAGCGAGGCUUACAAGACAAGGCCAUCGUCAGUGUGAUUGUGAAGGAAGAAAUUAAUAAACCGCCAGUGGCAAAGAUUGCAGGAAAUGUUGUCAUUACAUUGCCAACCAACACAGCAGAACUGGAUGGUUCGAAAUCCACGGAUGAUAAGGGCAUUGUCAGCUACCAAUGGCAGCGAGAUGAAAGCAGCCCAGCAGCUGGGGAAGUGCUGAGUGACUCUGAUCAUCAUGCAGUCCUGUUCCUCUCUAACCUUGUUGAAGGAACCUACACCUUUCACCUGAAGGUGACUGAUGGCAAAGGAGAGAGUGAUAAUGACAGAGCUACCGUAGAGGUGAAGCCAGACCCCAUGAAGAAUAAUCUGGUGGAGAUGAUUCUGGAUGUGAGUGUCAGCCAGCUGACUGAAAGACAGAAGGGGAUGUUUAUGCGUCAGAUCGGGGUUCUUUUAGGGGUUUUAGAUUCUGACAUCACUGUGCAGAAGAUCCAGCAGUAUACAGAAAAAAGCACUAAAGUAGUUUUCUAUGUCAAGAACCAGCCUCCUCAUUUGGUAAUGAAGGGUUACCAGGUUGCCUGUACACUUCGCAAUGAACUACGCAAACAGCAAAAUGAUUUCCUUAUCUUUAAAGCUCUUGAAAUUGAUACAUUCACAUGUCAGUUAAAUUGUUCUAUGCAUGGUCACUGUAAUUCCGUCACCAAGCGUUGUGUCUGUGACCCCUUCUGGAUGGAGAACUUUAUACGUCGUCAGUUUGGUGAUGGUGAGAGCAACUGUGAAUGGAGCGUGCUGUAUGUGAUUAUCACAAGCUUCCUGUGUGUGGUGGCUCAGGGACUACUAGUCUGGUGCAUUAUCUGUUGUUGUAGAAGGAAAAAGGGAAAACCAAAACGGAAGAGUAGAUAUAAAAUGCUGGAGGCUACAGAUGACCAAGAAAGUAUAGCACUGAAAUCAAGUAGCAAAACUGGUGUAAAAUUGAAAUCUCCAGUUCAGAACACAAGUUUGAUGCAUUCAGAAUCAGAGCUGGACAGCGAUGACAAUACUUACACCUGGUCCGAUCGCGAGAAAGGCAAACUCCUCAGGCCUCAGAAUGGUUCUUUGCGAAAUGGACAAGCCUCUCACAAAAACAAAAACCAAAGAGAGGAGCUGUUAUAGCGUAGGCUUUUUAGACGCAGGAAUUCAUUUCAUUUUAUGCAGGAUAGUGCAAGUUGUCCCACUGUCCUCUUCUCCACUGCUGGUUUACUCUGUGGACAAAGCUGCUACCCUGAACUGCUUUUAAAGAAACAGAUAUUUUAGUAGAAAUAUCAUCUCCUUUGCUCUUCUUGGAGCACUGAGACUGGACAUACUUGAAGUGGAAUUUUUCAUUGGGGAAUACUACUGGAUUUAUGCUAAUAGACUUUUUAAUUAAGUAAUUUAAUUUUUUUUUUCUGCACAGUUUUUGGGUUACCAACCCUCAAGAGUGAGCCACCUAAUGUAGUAUAAAUGCACUACUGCGCCACGUUCUCACUGGCAAUGAAGGAUAAAAUGUGAAUCGCACUGGGCCUAUUCUACAGCCCGACCUCUCUUCUUUUUCUUACAGGCUAAAACAACAAAACAUCUUGCUUAUUCAUUUUGUAACGCAUACUUUUCUAGAAAAGUUAUUUUGGCUUCUGUGUUUUCACUGAUGAGAACCAGGGAAUCUGAAGGAAAUGUCAAAAUGACUUGGGUUAUUGGGAAAAAAAUAGCCUAUGACACUGGCGUUCAAUAAAGUCAAACUCUUAA
Molecule: messenger RNA, 3991 nt
Organism: Bufo gargarizans (Asiatic toad)
Lineage: Eukaryota; Metazoa; Chordata; Amphibia; Anura; Bufonidae
Product: KIAA0319 like
Exons: 22
Coding region: 278-3385 (1035 amino acids)
Biological process (GO): homophilic cell-cell adhesion
Cellular component (GO): plasma membrane; cytoplasmic vesicle
Molecular function (GO): protein binding; calcium ion binding
Source: RefSeq, a predicted model, not a curated record